AAAAAAAAAAAAAAAAAAAAAAAAGAAAAGAAAGAAACCUUGUCGUGCGCUACCAGUUUCCUCCGAUCCGGCUUGAAAUAAAAAAGAAAGAACAAAAGAAAACAAGAAACAACAACAAAAACCCAACCCAGAAAGAUAUUCAACAUUUUCCAGGAGGCGAAAACAAAGUGUGCUGCAAUGGGUUACUUGGCUCAGUCCACUAUUCACGCCUUAUGGACGCCUGUCUGGUGAUUGCUGGAGACUUUAAGGGUUAUCUCCUGCGGUGACUCAAGAGUGCAUCAUUUCUAGAUCCUCUGAUAGCACCAACUCUCCAUCCGCCUGUAUUGAACUUUCCUUUCCUUCUCCCAUCCUGCUUCCAUCUCUAUCUAACCAAUAAAGGUUAACUUCUCAGAGCAAUAAUGGAGGACACCUACAAUAACAGGACUUCUCUGGUUAAGGGAGCCAAGGACAUAGUCAAGGAGGCCAAGCGGCACGCAGCUAAGAAGGUCAACAAGGCGGUUGAUCGCGCUACAGAUGAGUAUUCCUCUCAUCGCAACUACACGCGAUUCCAGGAUGAGGAGGAUGAAGAUGAGGAUUUCUACCACAAUCAAAAAGUGAAUGAAGGAGAGGGCUACCGUGAAAAUGAGGAAGGCUCCAGCGAUGCCACUGAGGGCCAUGACGACGAGGAUGAGAUCUACGAAGGGGAGUAUCAGGGGAUCCCAUCCGCCGGAGACAAGAAACAUAAGGAGGGCCAGGUGGUGAAGGGAACACUGGUGUCAGACGCCACAAGGGACCGCAGUGAGCUGGAGCAGGAGAGGGAGGCAGAUGAAGAGGAGCUGGCUCAGCAGUACGAACUGAUCAUACAGGAGUGUGGGCAUGGGAGGUUCCAGUGGCAGCUGUUCUUUGUACUGGGACUGGCGCUGAUGUCAGAUGGUGUGGAAGUGUUUGUGGUGGGAUUUGUCCUGCCCAGCGCAGAGACGGACAUGUGUGUCCCAAACUCCAGCUCUGGAUGGCUAGGCAGUGUCGUUUAUCUGGGAAUGAUGGUUGGAGCUUUCUUCUGGGGAGGGAUGUCUGACAAAGUUGGCCGCAGACAGUGCCUCCUCAUUUGCAUGUCCACCAAUGGCUUCUUUGCCUUCUUGUCAUCUUUUGUCCAGGGAUACGGAGUGUUCCUUCUCUGCCGUAUAGUUGCCGGCUUUGGGAUAGGAGGCGCUGUUCCCAUAGUUUUUUCUUUUUUUGCUGAGGUUUUGUCCAGAGAGAAAAGAGGAGAACACCUCAGCUGGUUGUGUAUGUUCUGGAUGAUUGGAGAGAUCUAUGCAUCUGCCAUGGCCUGGGCCAUCAUACCACAUUAUGGUUGGAGCUUCAGCAUGGGGUCAGCCUACCAAUUUCACAGCUGGAGGGUUUUUGUCGUUGUUUGUGCCCUGCCAUGUGUGUGUGCUGUGGUGGCUCUCACCUUUAUGCCAGAAAGCCCCAGAUACUACCUUGAGGUUGGGAAGCACGACGAGGGCUGGAUGAUCCUCAAGCAGAUCCACGACGCCAACAUGAGGGCACGUGGGCUGCCAGAGAAAGUCUUUACUGUGAACAGGAUAAAAAUCCCAAGACAGUUGGAUGAAUUGGUUGAAAUGGAAACAGGAUCAGGGAACCCAGUUUCCAAAGGUUUCUUCAGGAUAAAAGCUGAAAUUCAUGGGAUAUAUCUAAACCUCAUGAAGUGCUUCAACUACCCUAUGAAGGAAAACAUGAUGCGCCUGGCAGUGGUUUGGUUCACGCUGUCCUUUGGGUAUUAUGGUCUGUCUGUUUGGUUCCCUGACGUCAUCAAACACCUUCAGGCAGAUGAAUAUGCCUCUAAAGUGCAGAUCCACAAUAAUGAACGCAUUGAAGAUUUCACCUUUAACUUCACCCUAGAGAACCAGAUCCACAAAAACAGCAUUUUUAUUCAAGACCAUUUCGUCAAUAUGAAGCUUAAGUCCGUCACCUUCAUUGACUCCACGUUCAGAAACUGUUACUUCGAAGAUGUGACGUCGGUGGGAUCCUUGUUCAAGAACUGCACAUUUAUUGACACUUUCUUCUACAACACAGAUAUUGAUGAUUCCAAGCUGGUAGAGGGUACAGAAUUGAUCAACAGCACUUUUACCCACAACAAGACUGGCUGCCAGAUGACCUUUGAUGAUGACUACAGCGCCUACUGGGUUUACUUUAUCAACUUUCUGGGAACACUGGCUGUUCUUCCUGGCAACAUUGUGUCUGCACUUUUGAUGGACAAAAUUGGCCGUUUGUCCAUGUUAGGUGGCUCCAUGAUCCUGUCAGGCAUCAGCUGUUUCUUCUUGUGGUUUGGCACCAGUGAGUCUAUGAUGAUUUUCAUGUUGUGCCUUUACAACGGUCUGAGCAUUUCUGCCUGGAACUCCCUGGAUGUAGUCACUACAGAGUCUUUCCCCACUGUCAGGAGAGGAACAGGCUUUGGUUUCUGUAACGCCCUGUGUAAGCUCGCUGCUGUUCUGGGGAACCUGAUCUUUGGAUCACUUGUUGGCAUCACCAAGGCUGUCCCUAUCCUCAUGGCAUCUUCGGUGCUUGUUGGAGGAGGGCUGGUUGGACUGCGACUGCCUGAUACUCGGGCAAAUGUCCUUAUGUAAUGCUGUCUUGAAGCCAACUUUGAUAAAUCCUGUGAGUUCUAAAGAAGGCCAAUGUAGUUUUCCAUAGGGAGUGCAAGUGGCUUGGUUAGUCCUCAGUGUGUUAGUAUUACUAAUAUUUGAUGAAUAAUGCCUUGAAAAUGUAUUUACAAUAUUUUUUUUUCACAUUAAGACAAAUCAUGACAACUUUUAAUUAAUCUAUUACACCAACGAUACAGCGAUACACCAACACAAGUGGAAUAUGUUAGUGAAUUGGAGGAAAAGGGAUGCAUGAAAUUAUAUUUACUCCAAAAAUCUAAAAUCAUGAAAUAGCUUUACAGUUCUAGAGACUACAGUUGUUGCUAGUUAUCAUUUCCAAAACAGCUCCCACUCAGUCAGAUUAGAUGAGG
Cyprinodon tularosa is the source of this 2989-nucleotide messenger RNA. It is a transcript of the gene sv2ca, whose product is annotated as synaptic vesicle glycoprotein 2Ca. Bases 399 to 2603 code for a protein of 734 amino acids. The record is from RefSeq and is a predicted model, not a curated record. Lineage: Eukaryota; Metazoa; Chordata; Actinopteri; Cyprinodontiformes; Cyprinodontidae. Gene Ontology annotation, molecular function: transmembrane transporter activity. Gene Ontology annotation, biological process: transmembrane transport; chemical synaptic transmission. The transcript is spliced from 13 exons. Gene Ontology annotation, cellular component: membrane.